ACCGACGAGAUUCCGGCUUGGCUCGGUGAGCUUUCAAGCCUUGCGAUUCUCAAGCUUAGCAAUAACUCCUUCUAUGGAAGAAUCCCACCAGAGCUUGGAGAUUGUAAAAGCUUGAUAUGGUUGGAUCUUAAUUCCAAUAACUUGAAUGGGGCUGUCCCUAACGUGCUGUUUAAACAAUCAGGUAAAAUUGCUGUCAAUUUCAUUGCGGGGAAAAGGUAUAUGUAUAUCAAGAAUGAUGGAAGCGCAGAGUGCCAUGGAUCUGGAAAUUUGCUCGAAUUUGCCGGAAUUCGAUCGGAACAAUUGGAUAGAAUUUCAACAAGGAACCCCUACGGCGGUCUUUCCCAUUCUGGCACUGGAAACUAACUGGAAGCUAACUAGUGCUCGGGAAGCAUUGAGCAUAAACCUUGCGACAUUCGAGAAGCCCUUACGACGGCUCACCUUUUCUGAUCUGCUUGAAGCCACUAAUGGCUUCCAUAACGACAACCUCGUCGGCUCUGGAGGCUUUGGUGAUGUAUACAAGACACAGCUGAAGGACGGGAGUGUUGUUGCGAUCAAGAAACUAAUACAU
This is a messenger RNA of Hibiscus syriacus, 568 nucleotides long. Its product is annotated as protein BRASSINOSTEROID INSENSITIVE 1-like. The record is from RefSeq and is a predicted model, not a curated record. The transcript has a single exon. Gene Ontology annotation, molecular function: protein binding. The annotation marks the transcript as partial. Lineage: Eukaryota; Viridiplantae; Streptophyta; Magnoliopsida; Malvales; Malvaceae.